AGUGGCAUAUUUUGGAUCAAAGGCGAUCCUGGAAAGGGAAAGACAAUGUUAUUAUGCGGCAUUAUCGAUGAAUUUGGAAAAGAUGCUGAACUAAGCUCUAAUCUCAGCUACUUCUUCUGCCAAGCUACGGAUUCUCGAAUCAAUACUGCCACUGCUGUUUUGGGAGGCUUAAUUUUCUCAAUAGUCAGUCGACAUGAGACAGUCUUUUCACAUAUUCAAGCCAAGUACGAAGAUCGACUAGAAGGACCCAAUGCGUGGUUUGUCUUAUGCGAAAUGUUUGAAGCCGUCAUCCAGAAUCUGCCCUUCAAAGAACCUGUCUUUGUCGUGGAUGCACUUGAUGAGUGCAUC
Messenger RNA from Trichoderma virens Gv29-8, 348 nucleotides. RefSeq lists its product as uncharacterized. The annotation marks the transcript as partial. NCBI's taxonomy places the organism in Eukaryota, Fungi, Ascomycota, Sordariomycetes, Hypocreales, Hypocreaceae. The record is from RefSeq and is a predicted model, not a curated record. The transcript has a single exon.